GUUGCAAUUUCGCAUCGGUGUACGUUCAAACCUACACAUCAGAACAAUCUUGCGAAUGAAUUUGCAUGUUUUGCGAAUUAUAAUACUCAGAUAUUGUGAUGGUUGA
Messenger RNA from Anisakis simplex (herring worm), 106 nucleotides. The record is from the annotation of a GenBank genome assembly. Lineage: Eukaryota; Metazoa; Nematoda; Chromadorea; Rhabditida; Anisakidae.